Messenger RNA from Python bivittatus (Burmese python), 5085 nucleotides. The record is from RefSeq and is a predicted model, not a curated record. NCBI's taxonomy places the organism in Eukaryota, Metazoa, Chordata, Lepidosauria, Squamata, Pythonidae.
UCACAAGUAACCGAGGAUCAGGAAAAGCAUCAUUACGUCCUGGUGCAAAUCCACAACUGGAAAGGCAAUAUUAUCAGAAUAAAUCGUUGAAUGGCAGAACAGACUUGGUCCUGGCCUCUGAUUUCUCCAUCCGUUGCUCCACAUUCACCAUGCGCCUGUCUAGUUUCCCAACUUUUGAUGAGAGGUUCUCUACCUUGCCUUCCAGUGAGAACAAUGUGUCUUCCAAUUGCCCCUGAAUUACAUGAAGUGACUUCAUCAGCUUAAGGGGGAAUCUGCUGUGCUGCACUGUGGAGGAGCCCAUCGAAGUCAUGAAGAUAGACAAGAUGAUGACAUCAUCUAAUGCCAGGGCAGAGAAACAGAUGGACUAAGGACAUUGUUCUUGUUGUUCAGGGCAUAAUUUGCUCUAAUUUGCACUUGCAGAUAUGUUGGACAACUUGAAUGACACUGCCAUCAAAAUGACAGUGAUGAGCUAUCGAGAUAGCAGCUUGUCCAUGUUCUGUCUCCCACUUUUCUCAUCCACUACAUUCUUUAUCUUGAGUAUCAUUUGUGUAAAGAAGUGCAUCAUAAAUUUCACAUUCAAGUCAUUCUGUAACUCGGUAGCAACCCUCAGCAGUACUGAAGAGUGGAAAACCUAACUCUUCAUGAAAUUGAUGAUGCUGACUCAACAGAUGAUGAUAAUCAAGAUUCUACUGAACCGAAUAGAACUGAUUUUGGUAUUUCUGUGUCAUCAAUGGCAGAAAUUGCAUCUUGCAGUUAUGAAGCCAGGCAAGUUGGUAUAAAGAAUGGAAUGUUUUUUGGACAAGCAAAAGAGUUGUGCCCAAAUCUUCAAGCUGUUCCCUAUGACUUUCAAGCAUACAAAGAAGUUGCACAAACUAUGUAUGAAACAUUGGCAAGCUAUACUCAUACCAUUGAAGCUGUCAGUUGUGAUGAAGCGCUGGUAGAUACCACUGAAAUCCUUGCAGAGACUGGGUUGACAUCAGAUGAGCUAGCAAAUAUUAUUCGCACAGAAAUUAAAAACAAGACCAAAUGUCCUGCUUCUAUUGGAAUAGGUUCAAAUAUUUUACUGGCCAGACUGGCAACUCGCCGAGCUAAGCCUGAUGGGCAGUAUCAUUUAAAACCUGAAGAAGUAGAUGACUUUAUCAGAAGCCAGCUAAUUAUCCAUCUUCCAGGAGUUGGAAGAACAAUGGAAUCUAAGUUGUCAUCUAUGGGCAUAAAAACUUGUGGAGAUCUACAGUGUGUCACAAUGUCAAAGCUUCAGAAAGAGUUUGGACCAAAAACAGGACAAAUGCUCUACAGGUUCUGCCGUGGUUUGGAUGAUAGGCCUGUUCAAAGAGAGAAAACAAGAAAAUCUGUUUCAGCUGAGAUCAAUUAUGGUAUAAGAUUUACACAGGCAAAAGAAGCAGAAGCUUUCCUUCUGAGUCUUUCAGAAGAGAUCCAGCGAAGGUUAGAAGCAGCUGGUAUGAAAGGCAGACGAUUAACUCUCAAAAUCAUGAUCAGGAAAGCUGGAGCCCCAGUAGAACCUGCAAAAUUUGGAGGUCAUGGAAUUUGUGACAGUGUUGCCAGGACUGUGACUCUCAACCAUGCAACAGAUAGUGCCAAAGUGAUUGGGAAAGAAAUGUUAAAUAUGUUUCACACAAUGAAACUGAAUAUUUCUGAUAUGAGAGGGGUUGGAAUCCAAGUGCAUCAGCUAAUUCCAGUUAAUAAAACAACUUCCAUGUCUUCCUCUUACACUUCAUUACCUUCUGGAUUCUUGCCUGGUGGAGCUGAUUCUAUUAUUGAUCUUUUGCAAGUUCCAAAAGCUGUGAAGAAGUCCAAGAAUAAAGAAGAAGAAUGCAAGGAAGUAUUUUUGGCUGCUGUGGAUGUUGAAAUAUCUUCUACAUCAAAAGCAUGUGCAGAGUUACCAUCACUAGCAACUAAUCUCCAUCAUGUUACCAACAAAUCUGAGCCUAGUACCAGUUUGAAUGGCUUAUAUCCACCAAUCAAUAUAAAAUCUAGGCUUAAUUUAAGUAUUGAAGUGCCAUCACCUUCCCAGCUUGAUCAAUCUGUUUUGGAAGCACUCCCUUCUGAUCUUCGAGAACAAAUAGAACAUGCAUAUUCUCUUCAAGUAAUAGACGCACAUGAUAAUAGCAAGAAGGAACCAAUAAAUGGAUACAGUACUAGCUUUCCAUUACAGCCUGCUGGAAACGUUCUCUUACAGAUGCCAGACCUCAGAGAAUCAAGCAGUGAUGCUGGGAUUAAUGUAAUAGCACUCCCAGCAUUUUCACAGGUGGACCCUGAUGUUUUCGCUGCCCUACCUUCAGAAUUGCAAGAGGAACUUAGAGAAGCAUAUGACCAAAGGCAAAAUCAUAUAGAGAACAUUUUACAGCAAACAAGUGCCACUGUAUCAAAUAAUCCAGUUACAAAAAAUAAGAAAAGAAAUAGAAAGAAAAUCCAAGUCAGCCCGGUAAAAAAGAACCUUAGCCCUUUAAAAAGCAAGCUUUUGGGUAACCCUGCAAAAAAUAUGGUUGUUUCUGUUGGAAGUCCUCAGAAAUUAAUGGAUAACUUCUUGAAACAGGAAAAAGCAACAAGUGACAAUCCUCAGAUGGAAGAAGUACAAGCUGCUGAAGACCCUUCCAGUCCAUCUAUUUCACAGCCAUUAUCAUCUACCACAAUUUGGCCUCAAGCACCUAAUCUAGCAGGAGCUAUUGAGUUUAAUGAUGUAAAGGCCUUGCUUAAGGAAUGGAUUACAACUAUAUCAGAUCCCAUGGAGGAAGACAUUUUGCAAGUUGUGAAGUAUUGUACUGAUCUGAUAGAAGAAAAGGAUUUAGAAAAGCUGGAUCUAGUCAUAAAGUAUAUGAAAAGGCUAAUGCAGCAGUCCGUAGAAUCCGUAUGGAACAUGGCAUUUGAUUUCAUUCUUGACAAUGUUCAAGUUGUUUUGCAACAAACUUAUGGAAGCACAUUAAAAAUUAUCUGAACUGAUCUUGUAGAAAAGGAUGUGGUAAGAGCCUGGAGCUCUUUGGUAGCUGUGCCAUAAGUGCUUGUGAGGUAUUUGCAAAGUGCAUGACAUUAAGCUAAGUUUUUAUAAGUUGAAAUUUUUUUUAAAGGAGAAGGUGUUUUGUACAUUUUCUUUCAGCAAAGUGCCAAAAUUUGUCAGUAUUGCAUGUAAAUAAUUGUGUUUAAAUUCUUUUAUUGUAGUAUAGAAUCUAUUUACAAAAUGUUUGUUUAUAAAAGUUUUAUGGAUUUUUACAGUGAAGUGUUUACAAUUGUUUAAUAAAGAAUUGUAUGUAAUUUGUACAUAUUUUGUUGUUUCACUACUUUAAUUCUCUUUCCUAAAUGCUAUAAAUUUGAACAAUCAAUAUGAAUUUAAUAUUUUUAUUGGCUAAACAUUUAUGUUCAAGCUCAGUUUUACACAGUGGUAGAAGGCUCUCUGAAAAGUGUUUGUGUAGUGAUAUGGACUUUAAAAAAAAAAAUUAUUCCUGGACUUGUCUAACAUGAACAACAGAAUCCUGGCACUGCAUCUCUGUCUCCGUACUUGGCUAAAUCUGAUGAUAUAAAUGCAGCCAUGUCUGUUCCUACCAUGCAUAUCAUUUUUCCUUAAUAUCAAACAAGUGUAAAAGAGACACUUUCAUAUUGGCAAAAUAUUCAGUUUUCAUUAAUAAUCAGAGAUUUCCUUUUUUUUUAAAGAGAUUCUGUUAUGGCAAUCUAGUGAACUAAAUCUUCAAAAGUUUAAAGUGAGGUAAGAACGUCAUGUCUACUUGAUUAGGUCAGGUGGCUGGUCUCACCUAACACUUUAGCAGAUGGGGGGUUCCUCCCAUAACACUAGUGCAAAGACCUUUCUUCUUAUCCUCAUAUCCACCUGGUAGUUCUAGCAACGUAUCAACCUACCAUCACAACACAGUCUCAUUAGAACCUAGGGAAAUUCUCUACCACAGCAUUUAACUUCAGAGUUUGUAAUAUGCUAGAGUUGAGAGAUGAGGCUAUAUGAAAGUGGUUUAAGGCCUUAAACCAAUGCCAUUACUUCACAAUUUCAGAGUAUAUUGGAGAACAAUGAGCAUUAAAGAAGUACUUAAUCUUAUCUGCUAAAAAUGAUACCUUUAAAAUAGACUCAAGUUACAGUAGACCCUACAGUUUCUACAGACUUGACUGCUUAUUACCCAUGUUAACCAGCUUCUUUCAACUUGUAGAAUUUUAGCUAUUCUUAUUUCAUUUACAAUUUUGACAUUACUGCUUGUGUUCUGGUAAUAAUGGUUGCAAUGGGAAUCAUUUCCUUAAGCAUGGCUGGUUAAGGCCAUUCUGCAAACAUGAUCCUCCAAUGUUUCAGGCAAAGAACUAAGAACUAGAUUGCUGAUAGUCUGCCUUCUAUGUAACCUUAGCAAUAAAUGAUACUGUGAUGCUAUCAAUAUGUAAGAUCAUCCUAAAAUGAUUUCAUUUUAGCCCACCUUCCCAGCUAAUGUAUACAAUUAUACAUGAAUACUACAGCAUCAUUUGCAUAUUAAUAGGAUCACUGCACAAAAUAAUUUUUCAACCACACUGACCAGAUCAAACUGUUCAGCUAUGUUCUUCUAAGCAUUGGGCAGAGACAUUUUAUUCCAUCUUUGUAACCGAAGGCCUACACAAGGGGACUACUAAAGUGUUCAGACCAGACACACAUAACUAAAUUUUGACAGAUAUAUUUGCAUGCUGCACUGCCUUUAUUAGGAAUUAAAUUAUCAGGGUAAUGUUCAUUUCUUUUAUUUGCAGUUCAGAAUUAAUGAUUAAUUUGCCAAAUUUCAUAAACUGUACAAGCAAUAAAAGGCAGCCAACUAUGCUUUACAUCAUUGUUUCACACCAACCAAAUACAGACAGCCAAUUACCUAAUUUUUCUAUAAUAAAUUUCUAUAGGCACAAAGCAGAAGGGUGAUGAAAAAAAAUCGAGGAAGAGGUAUGCAUAAAUAAACAUUUCUUACAUCGAAAAACUCCAAAAGAUCACAAAGUCUGUAAGAGUUUGAUUAGGCAAAUACCGUGGUACUGAUCUUACUAGUAUAAAAGUGAAAGCUGAGUUACUUAAUAAAAAAAUUAUUUUCUUUUAAUUUGGGGGAUGUGAACUGGAAAGGGCAAACUUUAAAA